Messenger RNA from Oncorhynchus gorbuscha (pink salmon), 3125 nucleotides. Its product is annotated as small subunit processome component 20 homolog. Bases 1000 to 1758 code for a protein of 252 amino acids. The record is from RefSeq and is a predicted model, not a curated record. Gene Ontology annotation, cellular component: nucleolus; 90S preribosome; small-subunit processome. The transcript is spliced from 11 exons. Lineage: Eukaryota; Metazoa; Chordata; Actinopteri; Salmoniformes; Salmonidae.
UAUUUAGCCUAUACAUUGUUGUUUUCAUACACAUUUGAAUCCUGGAUUACACACAUAUAUAUAUACACAUUUUUUAAAUAUAGUUUUUUACAUAUAUCAGAAAAAGAGACACGUCAAAAAUGAAGAUCAAGUCGUCGUCUCAUAAAUCUGAGAACACAUUCGUGUUGUUGGGAAACUGCAGCACAGCUGUUAGCAUAGGUAGCGACGUCUGCUUAGCUAUUGCAUUUAACAAAUAUUUGUUAAUAUUCAUAGCUAUCUCGCAUGCCUUGUUUUCAGUAUGUCUGAACAGUUUCAAGUUAACCACGUUUUCCUGUUACUACGUUGAAUGUACCAACAAGCAUAGCUGCUUGGAUAUGUUAAAUAUCAUGUAGCCUAGCUAGCGAGUCAUUUCAUACCGUAUCGCUCACUGUAACGUUAGUAGACCACAGAAAGUAGCUAACUCUCGAUCGUUUGUUUUACAGUUUCUCACGUUUGCUGAACGGCUUGUGAAUAUCGAUGUCAUCCAUUGCAUUGACAGAACUGAGAGUUAUAAUGAAGUAUGUAUGCUCUGAGACUGCAGAUCCCCUAUUAAACGUGUUAAAAAUGACGUUUUUGUCGUUAAAGGUCGCACUCACAUCGGCUACUCGCGUCAAUUCACUCUCAGCUGUUCUCGCUAUAUGCCCAUUUAGCCUGCAUAUCAACUGCAUGCUCAAUUAAACGUACUUAUCUGACCCGUUAUCAGCCUAUCUACCUAAACAGCGGGUAGUCUCCGUCAGUGUACUGCUAUCAUUGUGUGACUGUGUGUCUGUUCAGUUGCUGUGCCACCAGGACCAGCAGAUUCAGAGGGCAGCAUUGGAGUGUGUUCUGACCUACAAAGACCCCAACGUCCUCCUCUAAAAGGAGAAUCUGGAGAGGCUGCUGGAUGACAAACACUUCAAGGAUGAGAUCGUUCACUUCAACAUCUCAGAGGAGCAGGCCGUGUUGGACGCCUCACACAGGGCAUAGCUUGUCCCACUGCUUAUGAGGGUUCUGUUUGGGCCAAUGCGCAGUAAGACUGGCAGUAAGUUCCAGGGCCAGUCUGGCGCUGUGCAGCGUUCCUCCAUCGUGCUGAGGUUUCUGGCAGGAUGCCAGUCUGAGGAGCUGGGCAUGUUCAUUGACCUCUGCUGGAGCCCGUCUGCCACCACGGACAGGGCAGGCUGUAUUGCUCCUCUGAAGAACCUGAGGCGCCUGGGGGUCCUGAGGAUCCAGGACUUCUUUGAUGGCUUCGACUCGUACAGCUUCACCCCAGAUGAGCUCGAUGCCGUCUUCCAGGCUAUCGUCUGGCCCCAAGUCUGCCGUCUGCCAACAGAGAGCCCCUACUCCCCUACCCCUCUCCUCAAACUCAUCCACGUCUGGAGCAAGAAUGCCAGGUACUUCCCCCUCCUGGCCAAGCAGCAGACUGGUCACCCAGAGUGUGACGUGCUCCUGAACGUGUUCGCCCUGCUCUCCGCCAAAAAUGUCUCCACCCAGACCGUUGCCAUGGUGAUGGACAUUACCGAGUCAUUGGUGACCACGAAGGACCUUCUGGUUUCGGAGGGUGAGGAGGCGGAGCUGAGCUUCAACGGCAGUGUGUUCUCCCAGCCACCAGAGGGAGCCUACAUCUCUUCAGUACCUCAGCGGCAUUGUACGCAACUCUGUCAGACUCAAGAAGAAGAAGUUUCGAUCCCAGGUGGCCAAGGAGCCCCAACGUCCUCUCAAAGUAAGUCCUUCGGUCCUCACAUCCUUCUGCGUCCGUUAUGAAGUGUUGACUACUGUGCUGUGGCGACGUGCUGACUUUAUGUGACCAACCCGGUUCCUGGAGAGCUACGGUCCUGUAGGCUUUCACUCCAACCCCAGUUGUUUACGAACCUGACUCCGCUUAUCAUCCAGCUAAUUAUUGGAAUGCGCUAGAUUGUUUGGCGCGAAAACCUACAGGACGAUAGCUCUCCAGGAACAGAGAGCCCUGUUGUAGACAGUCGAAUGUCUCCAAUGCCAUUCCUAGGCGGCGUAUUCUAGCCUCUGCUCUUUGUGAUCUCAUCACAGCUCUCCUUCUCAGGUUUCAGGUCGUUGUAUGGUGGUGAUGAUAGUUAUGGUUUCUGCAGGCUAAUGUGAUCUCUCUCCUCUCCAGGCUCAGCAGGUUCGUGAGUGAUAAGGACCAGAGCACAGUGCUCAUCAGCCUGCUGCUGCCAUACCUCCAGAAGGCCCGCAACACACAGAAGACUGAGAUUGAUAUCCUGGCUACAGUCCAGAACCUGCUGAGACAGUGUUCUGAUCCCGCCUCCUUCCCCAAGCCUAUCAGUAGACUGUUCUCCAUCCUCCACAACAACCUGCCCAGACAGGCCCUCACCUCUGUCUUCCAGAAUGUGAUCUGAGUAGCAGAAUGUUUACCUGUGUCUCACAAGAGACUCUGGCAGACCUGGAUAGUGGACUGAAGUACAUCGCAGAUACAGCUGCUAAGUUGAAUGCCGUUUGACAGUCGUCGCCUGGACGAGGUGAACUUCGACGUGCGUCUCACAGCCUUCCAGGAGGCCACCAGGAGGAUCAACGACAUGGACACGCUGGAUAUGAACUUCAUCUACACCGUGAUGCACACGGUUACGCUGCAGUCCGGUCUCUUGACUAUCGCGUCGACUUUGGUCGUAUUUUGGAACGCUCCCGUCUUAUUUUAGAUGUCCUAUUCACUUUAUGAAUCAAUAAAUGUAGCAUUUGACAAAACAUUUAUUGCGCCACAAAUAUUGCGCCACAAAUGUGGUUUCUGCUCUACAUUUAUUUGACGAGUUGUGGAAAUAAUUUCCUCUUCAAAGGAACAUUAACAGUAAUGUAAUUUCAUCCAUUCAUUGAAUUCGACAUGUCCCUGGCAGACAACGCCACCUUGUGUCUGCCUGCUGUCCUUACACGUCUGGCUGCAGUGGGUCGGGGAGACAGUACCGUACACCAUACUGGACGCAGUCAGGAAAGGACUGAGGAGCAAGACUGAGUCCAUCACCAUCCUAGUAAAGAACAUGAAGACACACAAGAUAACAGACGCAGCUGCAAUUGCUGCUGGGAUACGCUGAGGAGGACAUUUAUGACCAAUCACGUCAGGCGACAGCCUUCGUUCGGCCUGCUAGAGGCCAUCCUGUCCAGGA